UUUCGCUACCGCCAGGAUAAAACGGCACAGGGUUGUUCAUGGUUGGCACCAAUGACACCAAUAGCAGCACACAGAGAUUACUUCCAAGUGAGUCUUACAAAAUAACGUAUUACCGGCAGGUCUACUACCACUGAGACAGCCGAGAAGAAAAUACUGGGAAAGGAGGGCGAGAAACUCUAUCGCACAAAAUUUUUGAAGAGCCUUGUGAAGGAAUAUGCUUUAGUGAUAGGCCAAGAGCCAUGCGCGUAGAGCGCGUGUAUCUCAAUUGGAUUAGACUUUUGCAAUUGACCCUCUUCAUUUCUAGUCCAUUGUACCGAAUUACACUUGAUCUGCUCUCAUGCUUCCUCUGUAUUGGUGUUGAAUGCUUGGUUCUUGUCGCUCAACCGCUGCUUCUCUUGGCAUCCUUGGCUGAUUUCCCUUGCCUGCAGUUGUGUCCGGAUUUGGAAUGUUUAGAUCUUGGCAGGUGAAGAUAGCAUGCGUGCCGACUGCUUGCAAAGAUAACAGCCUACAAAUUAUGCAGUACCGAUGAUGCCGGUAUUAUUAGAAGAGAUAAAUUCCAUCUGUCGAUGGUAAUGAAUCCAUAACUAAUGGGAAUGGACCGC
Molecule: messenger RNA, 602 nt
Organism: Aspergillus ruber CBS 135680
Lineage: Eukaryota; Fungi; Ascomycota; Eurotiomycetes; Eurotiales; Aspergillaceae
Exons: 1
Coding region: 240-467 (75 amino acids)
Source: RefSeq, a predicted model, not a curated record